Molecule: messenger RNA, 2548 nt
Organism: Dicentrarchus labrax (European seabass)
Lineage: Eukaryota; Metazoa; Chordata; Actinopteri; Moronidae
Exons: 6
Coding region: 584-1318 (244 amino acids)
Source: RefSeq, a predicted model, not a curated record
UGUGGGCCAGUAUUGAUCUUCUGUGUCUAAUGUUAAAUUCAUAAUGAUCCUAACUGCCUGAAGUCAACUACUACUGGCCCAUUUUAGGGUGAACUAAAUAUACAAAAGUACUCAUAGAUGUCACUGUUUAUAACACAGGGCGUUGAUCCUUUGCUGGACAGCCGCUUUAAAUUAAAAAAUGGGGGCAUAAAGUCACCACCACUGCUUAUAAUAGGCUACAGUGUUUCUACAGUGUGGUGCUUUUACACUCCAGUCCAGUGGGUGGCGCUAAUGCAGCCAGAAGUUUUGCUACCGCCAAUAAAUACAAAGGAAGCGACCGCCCUAGAAGAAGAAAUCAUAACCAACUCGAUAGAUGUUCAAAAUUAUGGAAUAUAUAUCUAAAACUUUUACAAAAGUGCAUUUGAUAGGUGUUUUUAUGACUAUCUACUAAGAGUUACGUGUCCAAAUGAGUCUACUGUAUCGUUGUUUCCGUGUUAAGGCUCACUUCGUCCAAGUUUUGGUGACAGCAACAGUUGCGGUGUUGAUUUCUAGCUAGCUACUAGGUUAGCUAGUUAGCACAAGUCUUCUCCAAGGGUUUCGCAGGAUGGUGAUGACAUGUUCGUUCCCGGGUUGUAAAAGCACCACGAAGCUGCUUUCUUUCCCGACUGACCGUGUGCGGGCUCUCCGGUGGCUGCAGAUCCUCGGCAUGGCGGAGGACUCUCGGACCUCCAAGCUCAAAGUCUGCGCCCUCCACUUCUCCCCGGAGUGCUUCACCAACUACACCCAGGCCCAGAUGGGCUUCGCUGUCCGGCUUCACCUCACCGACGAUGCGCUUCCAAAUCCACCGGAGGGUCGGCCGUCCAAAGUCCUUAAAGAUGUGGGUUGCCAGACUGAGGUGAGGACCGUGGAUGCUUUUUGUGGAGCGGAGCCAUGUGUGAACCACGUCAGGUGCCAGACUGUUCAGAUUGGAAAACAUAACGUCUCAACACAAGCCAACAGGAAGCCCUUCAAGAGAAGUAAAGCUGUACAGGCCAGGGCCCCACACAGGAGUGUUGAAUGUGACACUUCUACACUUGAGUUUUCUCUUGAUUUUGUAAACGACACACCAGUCAAGAGGUUUAGAUACGACCCGUGCUCGUAUUCUGAUGACGACCCAAGCAACUAUAACAACGAGACUGAGAGUGCCGUGGCCGCUGACAGCCCAGAGUCAUAUCAGGAGCCUCUGGAGUACGAGCCAGGGGAGUCUUCUGUGAAGUCGGAGUCAGAGGAGGAGUCUGUGGAAACAGAGAUUGUGACAGUAAAGGUUGAGCCAGAAGAGUACGAGGAACCUCUGAGCUAAAGUAUGGCACCAGAAGACCUGUCUGUGCAGCCUGACAGACAUGCAGGAGUUUGCGGAGAGACAUCAGUCAAGUCUCUCAAGACCAGUGUGGGCUGUUCAUGGCUGUGGUGUCAGAUGGACGAUCCUGUGAAAGAUGCCGUCUGCAGUGAUGGCGUGUUCAUAUACCCAAAGAACGGCCUUUUAUCAUCAAGAGCACUCACAGUUGAAAGUCGAAGGGGACACAUACUGUAUGUCAGCUCUCCAGACUGACCAAAAGAAACUCUUCAUGAUGAGAUGAAUAGGUACAAUCUGGCAGAUGUGUCAGACAUAAUAAUGUACAAUCAGGACUACUUCAGUUUCAUGUCAAACAUUUUCAAUGUGAGGUAUUAUAUUAUAUAUAUUAUAUUUAAAUUUUGCUUUCCUUAUUAAAGCAGUGACAUAUUAUAUGACUUUAUAUGUUUACUUAUAGUGAACGUACACUAUUACCUGCCUUUUAUUUAUGUUUUUGUUAUUCUAUGAAUUUGAUUAUCUGUUUGUGUGUAGCAUAAAAGAACUGCAAACUUAAAUUUUGUUACACAUAAAGUGUAUAAUGAUGAGUAAAUUCCUUGAUUAAGCAUUUUUCAAGCCAACCAGUGGAAAAUUGGGCAAAAAUAAAUGUUGUGCCUAAAACUCUUAUGCAUAUCAGCAGUAAAUUGUAAAAAAAAAUAUAUAUAUAUAUAUAUACACUUACGUAUGUGUGUGUCUAUAUAUAUAUAUAUAUAUUUUUAUUUUUUUUUUAGAGAGAAGGCUACAAUGCAAGUAGUCAUUGUGGAAAUGUAAUAUGUAACUGCACAUCCACAUCUUGUUGCUACCAGGCGAGUCUGUGGAAGCAUGUUUGGCAUCGUAUUUAAUCCAAUAAUGGAUUCAUUAAACAGGGAAAACGACAAAAAGGAAUAUUUGUCACCUUGAAGAUAAUUUCACCUAAUAAAUCAUUGGGGUCACAUUUAAAAGGAGACAUUAAGUUAACAUCCACAUUAAAGCUGUUCCUUCUGGUGAUACAUGGUUUAUUUUACAGUAUAAUUCUGUACCUUACUGUUUCAAGAAAAUAGAUUGAACAUGCACAUUGUUGGGUUUUCAUGAUAUCUGUCCUCUUAAUGUUUUCAUUUCUCCUCUUCUGCAUUAUAAAAACUAUUAGAAAUGUAUGGUAUGUUAAUUAGCCUGUUUAAUAGGGAGCUGUCUAUGGUGCUGAAAUAAACUUGUAUUGAAUCCUGA